CACCGUCUCCCUCUCCAGACAGGUUUCCCCUCCCGGAAGCGGAAGACGCGAGCCGAUGAGGCAGCGCGUGAGCGAGCGGUAAUGGCGGCCCGCGGUUCCUCUGGCAAGCGUGGAGCCGGCCCUGGGGGCUGUCGGGGAACCGACCCCCAAGAGGAGCCGCCUCCUCCGCUCCAAGCCGUGCUGGUCGCCGACAGCUUCAACCGCCGCUUCUUCCCCAUAUCCAAGGACCGGCCGAGGGCGCUGAUUCCUCUGGCAAAUGUGGCCAUGAUAGAUUAUACCCUGGAAUUCCUGACUGCAACUGGAGUGGAGGAAACCUUCGUCUUCUGCUGCUGGAAGUCAGCAGAGAUCAAGGAGCAUUUACUGAAAUCUAAGUGGUGCCAUCCAUCCUCUCCAAACACAAUACGGUUUGUGACCUCGGACCUCUACCGCUCUCUUGGUGAUGUGCUGAGGGAUGUUGAUGCCAAGUCACUGGUUCGUUCUGACUUCAUCCUUGUCUCUGCAGACGUAGUGUCCAAUAUUAACAUUUCCACAGCUUUACAGGAACACAGGUUACGGCGGAAGCUGGAGAAGAACGUGUCUGUGAUGACCAUGAUUUUCAAAGAAUCCUUGCCAGGUCACCAUGCCAGGUGCCAAGAGGAUGAUAUCAUCCUUGCCAUGGAUAGUGCUUCCAAACGAGUGCUGCACUACCAGAGGACUCAAGGGCUGAAGGCCUUCCGGUUCCCCACGAGCUUGUUCCAGACCAAUACUGAAGAAGUGCAAAUACGGCAUGAUUUGUUGGAUUGUCACAUCAGCAUCUGCUCCCCCCAGGUGGCGGAGCUGUUCACAGAUAACUUUGAUUACCAGACUCAGGAUGACUUCGUGCGUGGACUUCUGGUGAAUGAAGAAGUCCUGGGCAACCAGAUACAUAUGCAUGUGACAUCAGAAGAGUACGGUGCCCCCGUAUCCAACUUGUUGAUGUACGAGUCAGUGUCCUUUGACGUCCUUCAACGCUGGGUUUACCCACUGACUCCGGAGAUGAACUUUACCGAUGACAAGGCACAAAAUUGCACUCAUUCGCGGCACAACAUCUACCGGGGGGCGGAGGUGAGCUUGGGCCAUGACAGCAUGUUGGAAGAGAACGUCCUCAUCGGUCAGGGAACGUCUGUUGGCAGGAAAUGCUCUAUAACCAACAGUGUUAUAGGCCCCAACUGCAAAAUUGGUGAUGACGUCAUUCUGGACAGGGCAUUCCUGUGGAGCGGUGUCCGUGUAGGGGACCAUGUAAAAAUCCAGCAGUCGAUUGUUUGUGAUGAGGCCGAGGUUAAGAAAGGGGUAACGCUGAGUCCUCGCUGCGUCCUCACUUCCCAGGUGGUGGUGGGUCCUGACAUGGUCCUCAAAGAAGGCACGGUCAUCUCCCUACAUCCCACAGAUGAGGAGGAGGAGGACGAUGACCAGUUCAGCGACGAUUCUGGUGUGAACAAAGAAGAGAGCAAAGUGAAGUUAAAAGGUUACAGUGCAGCAGAUGUUGGCUCAGAGGGCAGAGGUUAUCUCUGGAAAGCAGAUGAUGAGAAUGAUGUGGACCAAAUGGAACAAAGGCAGAGUCUUUGGGGCCCUAUUUUAAAUGCAGAAGAAGAAAGUGAGACAGAAAGUGAUAUGAGUCUGGGGUCUGAGGAAGCAGACAGUCGAACAGCUUCCCCUCAGCUGGAUGACAUCAAAGUUUUCCAGAAUGAAGUGCUGGGUACUCUGCAGAGGGGUGAAGAGGAAAACAUUUCCUGUGACAACCUGGUUCUAGAGAUCAACUCUCUCAAAUAUGCCUAUAAUAUUGGCCUGAAAGAGGUGAUGGAGGUUCUCAGCAAGGUGGUUCUGGAGUUCCCAUUGCAGCAAAUAAACACAGAAAAGGAUUCUCAACAUUACUGCAUGCUAGUAGUCCCUUUAUUGAAGAAUUGGGCUCCCGUCUUCAAAAACUACAUCAAGCGGGCAUCGGAUCACUUGGAUGCCUUGCAUGCCAUCGAAGAAUUCUUCCUGGACCAUGAAAACCUAUGCAUGGCCAUGGCCAAAGUGCUGAUGACUUUUUACCAGCUGGAAAUUUUGGCAGAAGAGAUGAUUCUCACCUGGUUUUCACAGCGGGACACAUCAGAUAAAGGCAGACAGCUUCGUAAGAACCAGCGGCUUCAGAAGUUUAUCCAGUGGCUAGAGGAGGCCGAAGAGGAGUCAUCUGAAGGAGAGCAAAACUGACCCGGCAGCCUCCAUCAGAAAGCGAUGCCCCUGCUCCCUGCUUCAAAAAAGAGGGCCGCAGUGUCAGGCUUUGCCUGAUGAACUGACAGAGCAAGACCCAGUGCAUGGCAUGUCCGUGUGGGACCUGAUAAUCCAAGUUGACUGACAAUCCCAUUAUUUAUCUAUGUACUUAGCAUCUACCCCUGAAAAGGCACUGCAUGUAGGACAGUGAAAGAGCAACGGGGGGGGGGGAGCCAGAGACCUGUAUAAUGUUUAAGAUCUUUCAGAGACAUAUAUGUGUGUGUGAGUGUAUGUACACACAUACACACACACAUAUAUGGACUUAUCCAUAUGUGGUGCUGUAUAAAUAAGCUAUCCACUGGGCCAGGGGGCUUUGCUGCUGAUGUAAGUGGUGACAGAGGCUAAUACAGACCGAUUCCAUGUCAACCUUUAACUAUUGGGGGUUGAGCCACUUCUGAGUUGCAUGAAAGAGGGUCCCUAAGACCAAAUUUACCAGGAGCCCUUUGACUUUACUGGAGCGCUGCAUGUGCAGCUGAUACUUUCCCACUUCUUGGCUCAAGGGCCUGCUGGUAAAGCGUGUGAGACAGAAAAGGGGUUCAGAAGCCCAACCUCAGGACUGACACGCUGUUGAUGGAAGGCAGAGCUGUCCAUUGAUACUGAGAGAUUUCAGAAGAAGAGGUUGUUUCUUGCAGUUGGGCUAGCUUCUGUUUCAGCUUGGAUGUCGGCUUGGCAUUGCAGCCCUUGCCAAAAUCAUGGAGCCUUUUCUGUUUCACUUCUGUUCGUACAAAAUGGAGGAAAUGUUGACCUACCUCACAAGGAGCUUGUUCAUAAAUGAAAAAGCUGCGGCAAGGAAAUGUUCUUCCGCUCCUGGCGGUGGGAGCCUUUUGUCCACGUCAAGCCUGCUUACAGGCCAGUCUAACUAUUUGGAUCUGGAAGAGGAGAUCCAUUUCCCCACCCAUUUGUAGUGGAACAGAUGUUCUUGGUCUCGGAUCAAGAAGCUGCUGGAGUCUGUCCCCUGCAUCUGCUGACCAGUUCAUAUAUCACUUCACAGAACUUUUUUGGUGAUCUGCUUUGCCCUCAGAAAACACUGACACAGUGUAGAUGCAAGCUAGGUCAGUCACAUACUGCAGAUAAUUUUAGAAGUUUUUUGUAUUGGGGAUGGCUAUUGUGAUACCCUCCAGACAUUGCUGGACAACAACUCCCAUCAGACCCAGCCAGCAUGGCCAGUGAUCAGGGAUGAUGGGAGUUGUAGUCCAGCAAUACCUAUAAUGGCCUAUAUUGACUAUCCCUAUUUUAUGUGUAAUUUAAGAAACACUUUGGUUUCUUUUUAAAUGUUGACAUCAGAAGGCCUGUGGUUCUGGGUUUGGCAUAGGAGCAUGUGGUUCCAUGUUCUCCACCUUUCCUCCUUGCACCAUUCUUAUCACUGAUAAAGUCCUCAAACAACCAUCUUCUCGAGUUGCAGUUCAGCGUCCAUCAUUCUACUAAUGGAAACAGAGGCAUGGCGGGCAACUGCUUGAGUUCAGUAGUCUGGGCCAACAUAUAGAUCUUUCUUCUGGGAAAGGGCUGCAUUCUAUCUAGAGGACGGUAACUUGAGCUUUGCCAGUCUGGAGGUGGCUGUAAGCAUCGGUGCUGUUGUGCCAUUUAGACACACAUGGAGUCACUAAAGUGUCUGGGGAAACAUUGCCUGUUGGGGGGAAGAGCAUAAACACUGACAUUAGCGUUGGGCUUCUCUUGUCACCACAUCCUUAUGUAAAUGUUGGGAAAGAAGUGUUUUCUGUGUCUGUCAAUAUUUAAUUUGGGGAGCAAUUAAACAUCCCUGCUAUAAAGAAUGGGCUGUCUGUUCUGUAAUGUUGGAAUCUGAGCAAAAGUCUUGAAUCUUGGUAGACAUUAGAGUUAGGUUAAAAGAAGGGUCUUUUAAAUCUUCUUUACACAUAGUUUAACUGAUGAUGUGGUUGUUGCCUCUGCAGUAGCUCCCUAAGCAAUAAGUGUACAUGGAAAGUUUUCCACCCAUGUGGUUCAUUGCUUGGCACGUUUACAAACCACGCAAGUAAUGCCUGGACCCUUGGGAGGUCUGCCACCAGUACAUAGUUUUCAAGUGUGUCAUGAAGCUAAGCUAAGUGGGCAGAAGACUUUACACCUAUCUAGACCUGCAAGGGGGGAGCAGCCAGAGAGGCAGCAGCAACUGUAGCAAUUAAAGACAUGUUUAGUGGUGAUCUUAAGGUCUGUUCCAUGUUGUGUGUUUUUAUAGCAGUUCCAAAAUACUUGUUAUGACUAGAUUCUACCAAUGAUUUAGCAGGAAUUUAAACUGGUUGAUUGGGGUGAGGGAUUUUCUGAAUUAAAAGAACAGUUUCUCCUUUGUUAGAAUAUUAUUAGCCAGCCUGUUUUGGAUAACUUAUCAAUGAUGGGCUGGCUAAUGCAAUCAAGAAUGGAAAUAAAUCUUGGAAGUGCUUCUGAUGUGAACCACCAUACCUUGUCACCUGACAUAUGCUGUGUUACAGUUGGUCACGAUUUGGGCCCCUGAAAACAAGGCAUUUAUGUGGAGUAUGUGCAUGGCUUUGCCCAAGCAACUCGAACAUUUAUUAUUUAUGAUAGAAUCAUAGAAUAGAAUCGUAGAGUUGGAAGGGGCUUAUAAGGCCAUCAAGUCCAGCCCCCUGCUCAAUGCAGGAAUCCAAAUCAAAGCAUUCCUGACAGAUGGCUGUCCAGCUGCCUCUUGAAUGCCUCCAGUGUCGUGAGCCCACUAUCUCUCUAGGUAAUUGGUUCCAUUGUCGUAUGGCUCUAACUGUUAGGAGGUUUUUCCUGAUGUUCAGCUGAAAUCUGGCUUCCUGCAACUUGAGCCCAGCACGGAAUAAAUUAUUAAAUAUAUUAUUAAUAAAUUAAUUCCCUUCCUCCCAGAAUGAGCCUAGGGCAGCAAACAAGUGAUAAAACACUACACUUUAAAAACAUAUUUAAAACAAGACAUGGGGGAGACACAGUUCAAAUUCCUGGUGGUAACCAGGAAUAGGCUCCAAAAACAAUAGUCUUGUGACACCUUAAACUAGUCUAAUUUAUUAUCACAUACGUUUUUGUGGACAACAGUCAGCAUCAGAUGUAAGAAAUUGUCAUGCUGAGCUGUAGGUAUAUAUGCACAGGAUGACUGGGGGCAGGGGGAGGAGAUUGUAAACAGUAAGGUCAGAAGCAAAUGAAAUGCAGAAAAGAACAGAUGGUAUUUAUAGUGACCAUUGACAAAAAACUGUUGCUGGCACUGUUAAGCCAAUUAACGUGUGAUUAAAAAAACACCUUUGUCACAAAAAAAAACACCUUUGUCACAAUUCAGUUCACAAGUGAUAGCAUUGAACUUCCUUGAAUUGUAGUUCAGCAGUUUCCCAUUGUUUAUUUCCUGUGAUGUUAUAUUCUAGGUAUAGAAGAUGUUUCUUUCCAUCCUGCUGUCUUUGUGAGGGGCACUAUUUAUUUGCUGUGGCAAAAAAUUAGCUCUCAUUAUUAAUCAGUCUUAAAAUGGUCCAAUGAGAAAUGGAGAGUAAUGCCCAGCAUUAAUACCCUUUAAGUUAGAGAAGAAUUGUUCCCAUUUUUAAAACUUUUUCUCUCUUGGAUCUUGGAGAUGUCUGGUUUUAUUGACCACUAAAUUGAAAAGAGGCAUAGUAAAAUGCUUACCCCUCCUGAUGCUGCUGCACUGAUGAUAAGCUAUAUGCUCUGUAUGUGUAAUACUGUCUACUUUGACUAUGCCUGUUUCCUUCACCUUAUAACUGCUUAGGGAUACCCAUACAACAAAGCCCCUGCCACCCCCCAAAAUGUUUACAAGCUCUUUAAAAUGCAGGCAUUUAAAAAUACCUCUGGAUAUCUGAGGUUUUUCUCUUUUAACCAUUUAAAGAUGAUUUAAAAUGGGUUUGGCUUGUAAUUCUAGAUUUGUUGUGGUUAGAGGCAGAACAUAUUUUGUGCCACAUAACAAAUGUGUUCAGCGUUGUGCUCGAAUUCUGUGCUCUGAAAGUGCCAGUUUGCCAGUGGUGCAAGUGACACUCUACUGUCUUUUAAAGGGACACAUGUAAACAGGAGCUGUUUCAAAGUUAGGUUUUCUCCUAAUUUUUCUUCCUCAUGCUCUCCUGGGCUAUUUUCUUUUCCACUGUUGUCUUGGUGGUAAAGUUUUGAAAUACUAUUAUUUAAUAAUAGGAAAGAGAAAUGCCAGACUAAAAUAUUUUCUGCUCAUCUAAUUUUUAUUGCACCUUAGUUAUGGCAUUAGAUCAUGCUCGUCUUGAAGCCUUUUCUGGAUUUGUUGAACAAAAGAAUCUGACAGGCCAGUCCCAUUUGAAUGAAAAUCCUAUUGGAUUCAGUGGGAUUUACUCCCAAAGUGUAUUUUACACAGCAGUGUGUGAGUAUGAAAAUAAAACCAUUAUGAAUAAUUUAGAGAUCAGAAACAACAGUCUGAAAUGUCUUUAAGCCUUCUAGAUCGUGUCCGGUGAUGUUACUUUUAAAGCCUUUCUUUCAGAGUAACCAAACCUGAAAUCUUGAUUUUUUAAAAAAACCCUAAAACAUAUUAAGUUAAACCCACCCAGUCUUGUCUAUGUGCAAUAGUAUCAUUGCAUGAUAACGUGGGAAAUGACAACUUCACCCAAAGGGUAGGGGGGCUGACCUGUUUGCAUGCCAUUUGUAUUUAAAGACACACAUACUCCCUUUGCCCUAAUUCCUUGAACUAUCUCAGCCUUCUCCCCAUCUCUGCCACGGCCCUCAAGCACUUUGCUAGUAUGAAAAUUAUUAAUUUUAAGCAUCAGGCACAUUGUGGAUGUUGCCCCAAGCUUGAAUUAAAUGGUGCAUGAGCAUAUUCCUUUAUAUAAAAUGGAGAGGGAUCAUCUCCUAUGGUGCUGUUCAUAAAAUUGCCAAAGUGAAAACAGAAAAUGGGUGUCAGGGUAGUUGCUGAUAAACCCCUUUGGUGAGCGAUGGAAUUUGGACUAGGGCGUAGAAUCCUGCCUGCUUGCCUGUUUUGACUGGCAUGGUUCCACUUUCGGGGGAGGGAAAUGUAACUAGCCUGAGUGUAGCAAUGGGAAUAACAAAUUCCAAUACAAAACACAGCCAUCUCUUAUGUUCAAGGCUACAUGAAAGCUAAUUCAGAGAAAGAAUUGUGAGUGCAACAUUAGACAAUUGAAUUCUAUAUUCCUGAGAAUCUUUCUUUUCAUUUGUUUUGGUUUUUAGGUAAGGUUUUAGCCUUCAUGGGCCAAGAUAUGCCUGAAAGUGUAUGCAAAGCCUGAAGAGAUCUUAGCCAGGGCGAUUGCUAAAUAAGAUUUGUCAUGGGAAGAGGUGGAGUUUCAGCCUUGCAUAUCUUUUUGUCCCUUUCCAUUAGUAGAAGCAGAAUGAAUUAUGCAAAAUCAGAAAUUGUGCAACUGUACCUAAUUUGCAGAAUUUAAACAGGCUCCAGGACUUAGGCUGCAAUCCAAUAUACCCUUACCUGUGAGUAAGUCCCAUUGAACCCAGUGAAGCUUACUUCUGAGUAUACAUGUAUUGCAUUGCACUGUUACUCAGUCUACAACCUCCAUCUCUGAACUGAAUCUAAAAAGCGACCUCAUUUGUACUCUCCCCCUUUUGUAAAAUCAGGCAAGAUUUGAGUCCUGGACAACUCAGAAGUUAGCAUAUGCUGUGGCAUUUUGGCUGGGCAGAGAAAAUUGCUCAACUGUGGACUGAGGAGUUUCCGAGAUAUAAAUCAAUUCACAUUAAGAUCCAGUCUGGAGGAUAUCAGCUAACCUCUAGCUGUUGACAGGAUCAGGUACACCCAAGUCCUUCUGCAAACAGAAGCUGCAGCUCCAUCUGGGCAAGCCUACAUGUGAGAGAAUUGGUGUCUGUAUGACAUUCCAGCGGGAGCUGUGUUUGGUGCAGUAUGCCCAGCAGAAUCCUUUGUCACUUGAAAGUAUUAGGGUGCAAUCAUUUACACAAUUACUUGAGAGUAAGUCUUACUGAACGCUGUGAUGCCUACUUCUGAAUAGUCACCUGUACAAUUGCCCUACACAAGAUUUAGCUCCCACUAGAGAUGUGACGGCCCGGAAUAAUUAGGGGAAAAACCGUGUUUUCUUUUGUUUUUUUCUGAAGCCUUGUUUUUUUCUGAAAAAUUGAAAAAAAAAUGAAUAAAUGAAUUAUGGAAUGUUUUAUUUUAGCAUGAUGAAUAAAAUGUUUCAUUGAA
This is a messenger RNA of Rhineura floridana, 8368 nucleotides long. RefSeq names its product eukaryotic translation initiation factor 2B subunit epsilon (gene EIF2B5). Gene Ontology annotation, molecular function: guanyl-nucleotide exchange factor activity; translation initiation factor activity; translation initiation factor binding. The transcript has 16 exons. The coding region runs from base 82 to 2211 and encodes 709 amino acids. Gene Ontology annotation, cellular component: eukaryotic translation initiation factor 2B complex. NCBI's taxonomy places the organism in Eukaryota, Metazoa, Chordata, Lepidosauria, Squamata, Rhineuridae. The record is from RefSeq and is a predicted model, not a curated record.